This is a messenger RNA of Angiostrongylus costaricensis, 1752 nucleotides long. The record is from the annotation of a GenBank genome assembly. Lineage: Eukaryota; Metazoa; Nematoda; Chromadorea; Rhabditida; Metastrongylidae.
AUGGUGAGCCUCACAGGCUCAGUAACUGAUAUCACACUAGCCUUUAUACAGGAGAGUCUACAAAGGUUGGAAGAAGGAGCAGCCGCAAUCGAAAAAGCUACACAGAAAGUUGAAAGCGCACUAAACGAUUUUGCCAUUAAACUCCAAGAAAUACACCCAGAUCUGCCAAACGUCGAAACGGCAUUCGAGGAAUCCGUGGCCGACUCAGAACAAGCAAUAGCUAACGCUUUCGAGUAUGUCACAAUCCUCCACGCUCGCAUAAAGGGCUUUAAGGCGUACAUCGAGCGCUCCCAAGAUGACACAACAACGAACAAGUGGAACGACGCAUCAUCAAUGCAAACUGCAAUCAUAAAGAACCUCGAGCUACCCACAAUCCUCAUUCCAGCCUUCAACGGCGAUACAUGGGAGUGGGACAACUUUUGGGAGUUCUUUAAUACAAAUAUACAUUCACAAAAGGCCUCAGACCUACAAAAAUUUAAUUUCCUCAUUAGCUCAUUAAAAGGAGAACCCCUUCAAGCCAUAAAGAAAUUCCAAAUCAGCAAGGAAAACUACCAAAAAGCUAUAGAUUUUCUGAUUAAGAAGUAUGGAAACCCUGAAGAACUCAUUCUUCAACUUUUCGACAAACUGGACAAAACUGCUCCUCGCUCAUACGCUUUGUAUGAGCAAAGAACACUACUGGACCAUAUACAAGCGAUAAUACUCCAACUAAUCGAAAAAGGAGAAAAUGUAAACAAUCAAUGCAUGUACAAGAAAGUACUAUCGAAAUUUCCUAUCGAAACGCAACGUAAAGUACUUUCGAAGAAAACGACAACUGAGGAACUCUUCGACAUGCAACUACUUCUACAAUUCCUAGAAGAGAUAAUCUCCAAUGAGGAAUUGAUCUCACGCUAUACCACAAAUGGCCGAUCAAUUCCAACCACUAAAACCAACUUUGAUAGCAAAGCAAAACAAUGGAAACCCCAAUAUUCAAUGCUUUCAUGCAUGUAUUGCAAGGGUAACCAUAAAUCGCUCUACUGCGACAAGUAUAGAACACCUCAAGAAAGGUCGCAGUACCUCCAAAAGAAUGGGUUAUGCUAUAUUUGUGCAUCCUCCUCCCACAACACAUUUCAAUGCAGCAAGCCAUCGUGUUACAGGUGCCAAAAACGGCACCAUACAUCGUGCUGCUUCUAUUCACAAAAAGAAAAACCUCUCACACUAUCCCCGAAGAGAGAAGAGAUUAAAAAAGAUGUAAAAGAUAACAAAGAAAAACUGAAAGAUAGGAAAUCCACAACAAAAAUAAAUCAAGUCGGACAAGGAGCAGCUACCGAAGAGGAAACAUCAACCCUAUUAAACAAAACACUACAGUCAACCUUCUUACCUACAGGAGAAAUGACUGUAAUAGACCCAACAACCAAACGGCUAAAGAAGAUCUCCGUAUUGUUGGACACUGGAGCAGAAUUAUCGUUCAUAGACGAAAAACUCGCUCAAGAACUUCGUCUGCUUACAAUAGGGAAAACAAAAUUACGAUUACAUACAUUCGGAUCAGACGAGAUAAAAGAAAAUAUAUCAAGGAAGGUUCCAUUAGAAGUAUGGGACGCAGAUGGGCACCAGGUCUCACUGUUCCUGUUCACACACGACGGAAUAACAAAACCAUUCAAACCGGCACCAAUCUGCCCAGAAGAUGUAAACUUCAUUCGAAAGCACAAUCUUCAAAUUGAAGUCAACAAAAAUCAAUCUAAAAUCAAACCAUCUAUCCUGUUAGGCUGUGACUAA